AUAAGUUAACUUUUUCAUAAGUUGCAGAAUCCACAAACACCAUUUCAUCCAAUCACACUUCACCAGCUUCCAUACCCCCAACCCCAUCUCUCUUUUCUCUGUUGGUGGCUGUUUACAGAUCUGUGUGUGUGUGUGUGUUUGUGUUCUUGGCAAGGGGUAAAUCAAGAUUCAUUCCUUGAGGCCUGCUAAAUAGACUGCUUUCCUUGCUUUCAGUUGCUGCCAUCAUCUUUUUUCUGCUUUCUUCUCUUUUCUUUGCUGCUCAUACAUCAAGGAGGAGGAAGAAAAAGUAAGAAAGCAGGGGAGGCCUUUUCUCCACUUUUCUGCCCUCACAAAACCCCAGAAUUCAGAGUUUUCCUCUCUGUUCUUUUCUCACUUGAGUUCCCAUCAUCCAGCUUUUUCAGUCUGUCACUGUUCUCUCUCCCACCUCCUUCUUUCCUCAAUCUUUCAGGUUUUCUUUUGUUUUCUAAAGCUCAGGACAGCAGCUGAUAGCUUCCUUUUUCUUCGAAGUAGUGAAAUCCUUGCACUGUCAUUAUUCUGGAAUUGUUUCUUGAUUUCAGCUGUUCCUGCCUUCAAUUUCGCCUGGACGUUCAGAUCUUGGUGAUGGUUUAGUUCCAUUGACUUGUAUUGAAUUUAGAUAGCUUGGGGUUUGUUGUGAUUGUAUCUGUUAUCUUCAAGUUUUGGCCCAACUUGAGAGACUUUGAUUGAUUUUGGAAAAGUGGGGUCUUUUUAAGAUUCCUCAAGGGAGAGGUGGCUGUAGAGGGAAAAGGGUAUUCUGAUUCCUCCACACAAAAUGCUUCUUGAUUUAACAUUAGUAUUGCCAUUGUGACUCUCCCACCUCUCUGCAUUUCUUUUCCCUUCUCUCUCUUCCCUCUCUCUCUCUCUUGCUCUGUUUUUCCCUCUGGUUCAUCACAUUUCAGAACCCUUUUCCACUGAUGUUGUAAAGCAAGAAAAUCUUGUGAUUACUGAGCAUAUAGAUUGGAGUUUUAUGAGUUGGGGUAUGGAGAUUCUAUCACCAAGUUCAUAUUUUUCCACUUCAAGCUGGUUGCUGGAUGAGAGCAGGAGCACAAGGUGGACUCCAGCUGAGAACAAAGCCUUUGAGAAUGCUCUGGCCUUGUUCGACGAAAACACCCCGGAUCGAUGGCAGAAGGUGGCUGCAAUGGUUCCUGGGAAGACUGUGGGUGAUGUAAUUCGGCAGUACAAGGAAUUGGAAGAUGAUGUGAGUAGUAUAGAAGCUGGGCUUAUCCCAGUUCCUGGUUAUGCCACUUCUUCACCUUUUACACUUGAAUGGGGCAGUGGCCAUGGCUAUGAGGGCUUCAAGCAAUCUUAUGUAGCCGGGGGACGGAAAUCUUCAUCCGCCAGGCCGUCCGAGCAAGAACGGAAAAAGGGCGUGCCUUGGACUGAAGAGGAGCACAAGUUGUUUCUGAUGGGGCUCAAAAAGUAUGGAAAAGGGGACUGGAGAAAUAUAUCCCGCAAUUUCGUGAUCACCAGAACACCUACACAAGUUGCUAGCCAUGCACAGAAGUAUUUCAUCCGGCAACUUUCAGGGGGGAAAGAUAAGAGGAGGGCGAGCAUUCAUGAUAUCACAACAGUAAACCUCAAUGACGAUCAAACCCCUUCACCGGACAACAAGAAGGCGCCCUCACCGGAGCAGUCGACGUCCGUUCUUGGUCAACAGUCAAAUUCCAGCGCCAUUCAAAAACUUCCUUUCCAGUGGAACCAGACGAAUAACGAGACGGUCAUGGGUUUCGGCUCACCCUGUAAUGGGAAUAAUGUCUUCACAUCUCCACCCUACGGUGUGAACUCAUACGGGCUUAAUAAAAUUCACAGCCAACAUCUGCAAAGAGGUGCUAAUUCGAUGCACGAACCAUACUUGGGAUCUCAGAACAUGGUCUUCCAGAUGCAAUCAGGGCUUCACUACCCUAAUGCAUGAGACGGGAUUCAAGUGUCGUUUCGGAAAAAAAAAAAAAAAAAGAAAAAAAACAGAGCGCAGCUCGAAAUGCCUAGUUAAUCUAGCUUAUUAAGCUUAGCUUGUGUUGUGCUUUUAUUGAUCUUCUUCUGUGAAUAUGUUGAGAUGGGACUGAGGGUAGAAUUUGCAGUGUGUUGCUAGCAAGUGGAAUCCCCCAAACUCUACAUUGAAAUGGAACAUCUUGAUGAGAUACUCCUUGUAUUUAAAAAGAUUAGUUAUUAUCAUGGAA
This is a messenger RNA of Sesamum indicum (sesame), 2195 nucleotides long. Lineage: Eukaryota; Viridiplantae; Streptophyta; Magnoliopsida; Lamiales; Pedaliaceae. The record is from RefSeq and is a predicted model, not a curated record.